Messenger RNA from Fukomys damarensis (Damara mole-rat), 3575 nucleotides. It is a transcript of the gene Ccdc30, whose product is annotated as coiled-coil domain containing 30. Lineage: Eukaryota; Metazoa; Chordata; Mammalia; Rodentia; Bathyergidae. The coding region runs from base 835 to 3129 and encodes 764 amino acids. The record is from RefSeq and is a predicted model, not a curated record. The transcript is spliced from 19 exons.
CAAUGCCUUGCGUCGUACCUAUGGUUCCCGCAGGAAGAACGCCUUUGCGUGGGUGCGGUUAGCGCGGUUGCUAUGACGCCCUGGCUGCUUAGGCACCUGCCCCUGUAUUCUCUUGGGCCAGGAAUUUAGCGCCCCCCGGGACACCUUGCAGCACCUAAGAGAAAAUUUUUGAUGUUCUUCCUGAAGUUCCGACUCAUCCCCAAGAAGAAAAGCGUUCAUUCUUCCCCUUUUCCACAUUUCACGUCUUUUCCGCUUCUCUCCCGAGAAUGACCCGAAAGUACAGGAGGAGCGCCUGUCUGGCUCGGCAUUUCUAGCCCCAGGUUGGAGGGCUUCUGCCGUAAGGGUUCCCCGGUUUUCGCGGAGCCAGCUGCCAAAGGCAUUUAGUAUUUGGAUGCCGCUUGUAUUUAGAGAGCGGCUUAGAACACGCUCAGUGAGUUAGGUGGGCGUUGCUUUUCUCCAUUCACUGGUGAGGAGGCGCGCACCCCGACUGAGGACGACUCCCCAAGGCCCAGGCCGCUACAAAGUCCACGGAGGCUGUCACAGCUUACUUUUACUGCAGGCUAGUGAACAAAGAACUGCCGUUACCUGCUUUUUGGUCGAUGUUCGUCACGCAGAACCGUGAUUCCCGAUGAAGCUUUGGAGGCCCUUGGUAACCUCAGCGUCAGAGGUCAUCAACACAGUGAAGACAGGCUGAGGACUGCUGCCAGAAAUGUGGAGGCACUCACAGUGAAGCUUGUGGAAGAAAUGAAAGAAUAACAACUAAGAGCAUGCAGUUUUACAGGUGAAAGAAUACACAAACCAUGUAAUUUACCAGAAGGAAAAGAACCAUUUCUCAUGGUUAUGAAAAGGAACAUGAACAGCUUGGAUGUGAAUUUAAAGAGCUGCAACUCAAACGAAGCCCACGUAAAGGAAUCUGAAGAAAGGUCGUAUGAAGAAGGCUUGUCCAAAAGAGCUGUGAACAGCCCUAAUGAACAGAUUGCAUACUUACUGGUGGAAAGAAGUACACUCUUGGGGAAAUUGGAACUUACGGACUCUAAGACAGACUCUCAAAAACAUAUGAGCAGUAACUUACAGAAAGAAUUCCCCCAGUCUCAUAAUGAAGACCUGGAUAAAGACACAACAUCACAAAACUGCCUACAGAGAAAUGCUGAACAGAAAACACACAGGUUGGGGAUGGCCCAGGAAGAGAUCCAAAGGCUCACCGAUAAACUACAAAUGAAGGAGAAAGAACUGCAUAAAUUAGAUUCUGACCUUGAAAAAGCUCAACUAGAAAUUGGGAAACUGAAAGAAAAUCUGAUAAAACUGAAAGAAAAGGAUACAACCGACCUACAGAAAGCAAAAGAACAUAAUCAGAGACUGGAUGAGGAAAUCUUAGCUUUAAGAAAUCGGGUUCGAUCACUUGACUCAGAAAAAAAAUUUCUUGGAGAAAUGGUUGAAAAACUUAAAGCUGGGAUGUGUGAAUCUCCAAACAAUAAGCAACUUGGAAACCACUCCCCUGAAAAACCAGCAAGUGCUGAACACAGAGUACAGGAAUUACAAAACUCGAAGUCAGAACUUACAUGCCUUUUAAAUGAAAUUCAGAGUCUUCCAGGAGCAGCAGAAGGCAGAAAUCAUUUUUUAAUAGCAUAUCACCUGCUACAAAGAGAGAAUUCUGAUUUAAAAACAAAGUAUCUCUCAUCUGGAGAAAAACUAAAACAUGACCAGCAGGAGGAACUACAACAACUUCGCCAGAAUUUGCGUCGGCUUCAAAUCCUUUGCAGCUCAGCUGAAAAAGAGCUUCAAUAUGAGAGAGGGAAGAACUUGGACUUAAAGCAACAUAAUAGCUUACUUCAGGAAGAGAGCAUUAGGAUCAAACUUGAACUAAAGCAGGCCCAGCAGAAGUUGCUAGACAACACAAAGAUAUGCUGCUCUCUCACGGCAGAGUGGAAGCACAGUCAGCAGAAAAUCAGGGAACUGGAGCUGGAAGGUCUAAAGCAGGCUCAGAGCAUUAAAUCACAGAACAACCUGCAGGAAAAGCUGGCUCAGGAGAAAUCAAAAGUUGCUGAGGCAGAGGGAAAGAUUUUGGACCUGCAGCAGAAAUUAGAAUGCGCUCGUAAUGUCUGUCUCACAGACACUUGUACUCUGAGAAAGAAGCAACUAGAGGAAAAGAUCAAUGAAGCAAUAGAAAAUGAAGCUAAGUUAAAGCAGCAGUACCAGGAAGAGCAGCAGAAGAGGAAACUCCUAGAUCAGAAUGUAAAUGAACUACAAAGGCAAGUGAGAACCUUACAGGAGAAAGAGAAUCAACUGGAAACGACCAGUUCUCAGCAACAAGAAGCCUUACUUAAACAAUUGGAAAAUGAAAAAAGAAAAUGUGAUGAGUACAUCAAGAUCAACCAGGAAUUGUCAGUGAAGCUGUCUGGGUUGGUACAAGAAAAGGAAGCUCUGUGGGAAGAACACGAACGAUACCUGGAGCAGCUUGACAAACACAUGAGAAACUGCAAUGAAAAGCAUCACCACCACAAAGCCAAGUUUCGAAAGGCCAAGGAUCAUUUAGUCCAUGAAGUAGAAAUACGAAAUAAGAGAAUUAAACAACUUGAAGAUGAAACUGGAAUACUGCAACAAAGAGUUAAAUUGGAGAAGGCAUUUCAGGACCAGAUCUUGGCCCAGAAUGAUAUCCUACUCCUAGAAAAAAGGAAGCUUCUAGAACAAGUCACCAAUCAAGAAGAACUGAUCAGCAGCAACAAAAGCAUAAUCUCUUCAAUCCAAAGCAAAGCAUUUUUCUUGGAUAAAGAAAAUAAGCAACUACAGGAAAAUCAUUUCCGUCUCAUGCAGCAAGUUGUCCUCUUAGAGCGCAUUUUAUGGAGUGUCCGGAUUCAUAGAGGAGAGGAAAUAGUUAGUGACAUUCCUGAGUAUGAAGUAUUGAAUAAAAUACUGCCUUUACCAAACUCUAGUUCCUCAGGAAUAGGUUUGGUAGAGUCAGCUGGAAAUCAUCAAGAAAAUGAAGCAUAUAAGCCAGAAGCAGCAACAACAAUCCCAGAGUCCCCUGCGUCUCUUUCCCACUCACAGAAUUCUGAAACUGGAUACAUAAAUGUGGCUUCCCUGAAACAGACACACAGCAUACAAGAGCAAGACCAAAAGUCAAAACUAUAAAAUUACUGGUGGCUCAGACUAUACUGAUCAAAACCUGCUAAUUUAAAGCUUGGACACAAAGGCAGACUAUAAUAUGGAGAAGAGUUUCCACAGAUUUCAAAUCUCUAGUAGACAUCAACCAAGAGUCUUCAAAAUUGCUGAUAAAUUAAUUAAACAAUUUCUAAAAAUAGAUUUCUCAAAUUUGUUUGAUAUCCUCAGAUGUUUUGUAUUGCUCAAUGUAGUGACUUAAGUUUAAUGAUUUAAUGAGGCUUCUCUUCAGCAGAACAUAUAAUGGUUGGGCUGGGGAUUUAGCUCAGUGGUUCUGCUGCCUACCUUGCAAGCAUGAGGUUCUGAGUUUGAUCCCUGGUACCAAAAAUAUAAAUAAGUAAAUAAAAGAACACAUUAUGGUUAACUCAGCAUUCAAAAGUAAAAACAAUGUAUUUUUAAAUGAACAAAAAAAGGCCUAU